Messenger RNA from Hippocampus zosterae (dwarf seahorse), 2786 nucleotides. RefSeq names its product D(1) dopamine receptor-like. Bases 745 to 1893 code for a protein of 382 amino acids. The record is from RefSeq and is a predicted model, not a curated record. Gene Ontology annotation, molecular function: G protein-coupled receptor activity. Lineage: Eukaryota; Metazoa; Chordata; Actinopteri; Syngnathiformes; Syngnathidae. Gene Ontology annotation, cellular component: membrane. The transcript has 2 exons. Gene Ontology annotation, biological process: adenylate cyclase-activating adrenergic receptor signaling pathway.
CACGGUCAGCAGACUACAGCGUGCCCUCGAGAAGGAAAAAAAGUGUGUGAAAGAGCGCACAUGUCACUGCGCUUGUCCGCAGAGACGCGCUGAAGCUGUGAGAGCGCGCAGACAUCAAUCCGCGAUGUUGAAGCACCUUACAAACAACGGGACUGUUAAGGAUGUUCGGGGUCGCGGAUGUUGGACUUGUUCAAAAUGCAAGAUUUGGUGAAAACACUGCAUUCUUUUGCACAAGAAGUGAAUGAUGAUGAGAACGAUUACAACUGGACGUGGAUGAAGCGGCACCAAUUCAUCUCGUUUUCCUUAUAAAGAGAUGUGUGCUGAAUAGACAACCUCACUCUUCAAGUUGCCGAGUCAGUGACCUAUAAAUUGAGCAAAGGCAAGAAAUGGUCCAUGAAAUUUCAUGAAGAAUGUUUGGGGACAGAAAUGGCUAAACAAAAGUGUUAUUUCCCGGGUGUUGUUCGUCCACAGGCUUGCUGAUGACCUCACCGGGCAGACAGGUGAUCUCUGAAACUGCAGAGCUUUGGUUACACUGCGGAAUUGCGGAAUGACUGUUACCUGUUGAGCACGGAAGGAAAAACAAUGUCAAAUCGAAUCUAUCCAGUCAAGGGGCUCAUCCAUCCCCCCCGAGUGGCGCUGCCGAGGGAAGCACCGCUUUCAUCAUUUCGCAGAGGCUUCCAGGGAAGCCUGGAGGCAUGUUAACCUGCAGUUGUGAUGGCGCCGUCCCUCCGCGAUAUGGCUUGAAUGACACCUUCAGGGAUGGAUAUCAUGAACAUAACAAGAGCCUUCGACAGCGGCUCUUCGGAUGAGGCUUCCUCAAAUCAAGUCCUGACCGGUUGUUUCCUCUCACUGCUCAUCCUCAUCACACUGUUGGGCAACACGCUGGUCUGCGCAGCCGUCACCAAGUUCCGCCACUUGCGCACCAAAGUCACCAACUUUUUUGUCAUUUCGCUGGCUGUGUCAGACCUCUUGGUGGCCGUUUUGGUGAUGCCUUGGAAGGCGGUGAGUGAGAUCGCCGGUUUCUGGCCAUUCGGUUCCUUCUGCGACACCUGGGUGGCCUUCGACAUCAUGUGCUCUACAGCUUCCAUUCUCAACCUCUGCGUGAUCAGCCUGGACCGCUACUGGGCUAUCUCCAGCCCCUUUCGCUACGAGCGCAAAAUGACACCCAAGGUGGCGUUUGUGAUGAUUAGUGCGGCGUGGACGCUGUCCGUCCUCAUUUCCUUCAUUCCAGUGCAGCUCAACUGGCACAAGGCUCACACGACAUCUUUCAGCUCACUCUCUUCUACCGCCUCCACCUUUCUGAGAUCCAACGUGACAUCAGAGAACUGUGACUCCAGCCUGAACAGGACCUACGCUAUCUCCACCUCGCUCAUUAGCUUCUACAUCCCCGUCGCCAUCAUGCUGGUCACCUAUACCCAAAUCUACCGCAUUGCGCAAAGGCAAAUCAGGAGGAUCUCCGCCUUGGAGCGAGCGGCCGAGAGUGCCAAGAACAGGCACGACAGCAUGGGCGGAGGCUCUAGCAUCGCCGAUUCAGAGAGCUCGUUCAAGAUGACCUUCAAGAGGGAGACCAAAGUACUGAAGACCCUUUCCGUGAUCAUGGGCGUAUUCGUGUGCUGCUGGCUCCCGUUUUUCGUGCUCAACUGCAUGGUGCCCUUCUGCGAGCAGUCGAGCGGGGAGAAGGCUUUCCCCUGCAUCAGCCCCAGCACCUUUGAUGUGUUCGUGUGGUUCGGGUGGGCUAAUUCCUCCCUCAACCCCAUCAUCUAUGCCUUCAAUGCUGAUUUUCGCAAGGCCUUCUCCAUCCUGCUGGGCUGCCACAAGCAAUUUCCAGGAGGCCACAACAUCGAGACAGUUAGUCUAAACAAAAAAGGACUCAUGACUCGCUCAGAGCACUGACUCAUCCGCAGAGGGGUCCAAGCGUCCCCCCUACUAAUGCCAGUCUGAUUGCCUUUGAACAGAAAUGCUGCUGUGUGUGUGUGUGUUAGAGUGACUUAAAGGCGUUGAGCCUGCGCGGAUCCUGGUUGGACUGGGCAAGUGGACCGACUCCGGGAAAACUGUCAGAGUGAGCAUGCCUACUUCAGGUCUUUGCAUGGCAAGAGAGCCCAGAUGAGAGGAGGGGAUUUGGGGAUUGAGAUUACGACUCUUUGUUGCUAGGCCAGGAAGCGCUGCGGUACUGAGAGGCCCGUGGAAUAGAUAAUCCCAAGACUGGGCAGCGUACGCCAGACACUGCUCGCUUCAGUACCAUUCAGCAACAUGUCCACUACGCCAGAGAGAUACCGUAGGUUAAAAAAGUCUGUCACCAUUCCAUUCUGCUUUUACACUGGAAGAUGUUGAUAAAAUACAAUUUACCAUUUAAUCACUGAUUGUCAUCUUUCAGACCUGCAAUCUUAAAUUUCUUUCUGAAGCUGUCAGUGCAUCAAAACAUGCAAGUUGUGUUUUAUUUUUCUCACCCCAAAACAUCAUUUUUUCAGAUCCAUUUUCAACCUUAUCAUAUCUGCCCUCUUUGUUCGAAUUGGUUUUACAAAAAAGGGUCUCACAUUGCUACGUAUGUUAGGGAAAAGGCAGACACAACCUUUGUGCUACUUUUGUGUUUGCCUAUGAGAUCAUAAAGAAUUACAUUUCAAACGUUUAUGUCUGGCGGCCCGGUUAGCGCGUCAACCUCACAGUGCAGAGGCCGUCGGUUCGAUCCUGGCUCCGGCCUUCCUGUGUGGAGUUCGCAUGUUCUCCCCAGACCUAUGUGCGUUUUCUCCGGGUACUGCGGUUUCCUCCCAAACAUGCAUGGCAGGCUG